CUCAAGCAGAGCUCGAAGAACCAGCUGAAGCUAGGACGCAGCCUAUAGCCUGUUAGUCUAAUCUAAGGCAGCUGUGCCUAGAGGAACAGCGCCAGCAGCGCGAACCGCUAGUGGCGGAAUCAUGGCACUCCCCACUGGAGCGCCCCGCGAGCGCACUCUUUAUGCAGCCCAGACAGGACUGCGCGCGGAGCGCACCAGGGGGAGGCCGGCGGGGGGUGGUGGGCGCAGGCGCGGCGGGGGGUACUGGGCGCGGGCUUGCGGGCAGCGCGGCCCCGCAGAGCGGCGGCACGCGAGCGGGCGGCUCUUUUAGCUUUGUUAAGCUACAGAUGCACGUUAGCAGAGAUCGCAGACAGGUUUAAAGUUUAGUCUUAGAGCUCUUAAAAGGAUUAACU
Molecule: messenger RNA, 392 nt
Organism: Lindgomyces ingoldianus
Lineage: Eukaryota; Fungi; Ascomycota; Dothideomycetes; Pleosporales; Lindgomycetaceae
Exons: 3
Coding region: 162-359 (65 amino acids)
Source: RefSeq, a predicted model, not a curated record